AUGAAUAACGAUUUAUGCCUCUUGAUUAGACAAGUAAGAAUGCCAAAGAGAAUACAAAUACCAAAGCAAAAAAAAUAACCUGUAUUUCACAAAACUUCUUAUACUAUCCCUGACAAAUUUUAUAGUGACAAAGAAAUCAUGGAAUUGUAGUCAUUCAAACUAUUUAGAUAUUUUAAGAAAUUUAUAAAAGUAGAUGUUGAUGAGUCCAUAGCCUUAGAGAUUAUAUAAUAAGAUGACUUUAUUAAUUGUAAUAUCAAUAUCAAAUUAGGGACGUCAAAUACAAAUUAAUGA
Paramecium tetraurelia is the source of this 291-nucleotide messenger RNA. RefSeq lists its product as uncharacterized. Lineage: Eukaryota; Ciliophora; Oligohymenophorea; Peniculida; Parameciidae. The record is from RefSeq and is a predicted model, not a curated record. The transcript has a single exon.